Molecule: messenger RNA, 1869 nt
Organism: Prorocentrum cordatum
Lineage: Eukaryota; Dinophyceae; Prorocentrales; Prorocentraceae
Source: the annotation of a GenBank genome assembly
AUGCCGCUGUUCGUCCUGAAGGACGAGCGCCCGCGGGAGGACCGGAGCACGGCGGCGCGCCGGGUGAGGGCGGCGCCGGAGCACGGCGAGGCGCCGGGCCAGGGCGGGGCGCUGGCGGACCGGCUGCGGGAGGACCCCGACCUGGACGUGGCCACGGAAGCCUUAGGCCGUGCGGAGCGCUCCGCGGAGCUCGAAGUCCUGGGCGCGCGGAAGCGGGGCUGGGCAGCGGGCGCCCUGCUGUCAGAGGUGGCCGAUGCCUGCCGGACCCUCGACGAGGCGGUGUCCUUCGUGCACGUGGAGCUGGCCGCCCUCGGGGGCGCGCCCGCGGAGGCAGCGGCGGAGGGUGGGGGCGCGCUGCCGCCGCCCCUGGAGGUGCGGCAUGGCCCGCCUGCGCUGCCCGCGGGCGCCGCCGGGCAGUGUGCCGUGCCGUUGGGCGUGCCGCCGGCCGCCGCCACUCACGCGCAGGCGGCGCGGGUCGUGGGCACGCUGAUGGUGGUGGAGCUCGCGCGCCACUGCGCGGAGACCGCCUGCUCCGCCGCGCUGCAGGGGUGCGCGCGGCGGCGGGCGGAGGCGAUGCUGCUGGAAGCGAUCGCGGAGCAGCACAUGACCGAGGCCGAGUUGCCUGCGCGCGGCACUGCGUGCGGUGCGUCCUGUGCCGAUGUGGUCAAGGCGGGCCCUCCUUCUCGCGCGAGCGCACAGUCUGAGGGCCCUGGAGCCGCUGAGACCUCAACGGAGCCGUCCUCCCGCGCAAGCGCGCAGAUCGAGUGCUCUGGAGCCCCUGCGGCCGAGAGGAGGCCACACCCCCGGGCAGCCACACUGGCCUCUGGCGCCACGGUGGCCGUGUCGGAGACUUUCUCCCGCGCAGGUGCGCAGUCUGUGGACCUUGGCUCUGGCGUGGCCAAGGCAGAGCUGCUCUCCCGCGCGAGCUCAAGGGAGGCACCCACGGAGCUGCCAUCCCGCGCGGGCACACGCGCCACUGAGGCCGUGGCGGAGGUGCACUACUGCGCGGGCUCGAGAUGCGAGGGCCCUGCCACUGACGAGGAGGAUACGCUGGGUGUGCCCGAGGAGCUGCUCUCGGCGUGCUUCGCCGCCGACUUCGGGCCGAUCCUGGAGGAUUUCGCGAAGGACCCCACAGUGAGACUCAUGGCAGGAGAGGCGGCGCAGCUCGGCGCCGGGCUGCGCGCGCACUCGGCUCUGGAGCUGCCCGCCGCUGGUCCGAGGCCACCGACGCCAGAGCCCAUGGGCGCUGUCCCGGCGCCGUCCGCGUGGUGGCGCAGGCGGCCAGAGGGGGCACCAGCGACGCUCUUCGGCCUGUCCCCGUGCCGGCGCUGCCUGGCCGGCUCGGCGCCAGGCGACAAGGUCGCCCAGCACGCCGUCGCGCUGCGUGUGUGGCUCUGGGCCCGUGCGCAGCAGUCGCUGGCGCUGGGGCUGAUGCGCGGCCUGGGGCCCUCCGCCGUGGCGCACCUGCACCUGGAGAGGGCCCAGGCCCGCCUCCUGGAGCUCGCCUGGCUCCGCACUGUGCGGAGGCAGGAGGCCGAGGCCGCCCUGGACGCACGACUCUCGGCGCUGCGCCGCGCGGCGCGCUUCCUGGGGCCCCUCGGCGCGGACGCCGCAGGCGCCUCCGGGCUCCUGGCCUCGGAGGUGGCGCUGCACGCCGCCGAGGUGCGCGGCAGCCUCGGGCGCGCCGCCGAGGCGGAGGCCGCGUCCGCCGCCGCCGCUGGGGCGCGGGCCAGCCUGGCGCCAGCGGGCCUGGCGCGGGGCGCGGACGAGGGCGAGGACGAGGUGCCGCAGCUGUGGGGCACGCUGAGGGCACUCGGCCUGCUGGAGAGCGCGUGCGCCCAGCACUCCAGCAGAGGUCCGGGCCAGUGA